AUUCUAGGAGUUGAGUGGUGUUCCUGUAAGUGCAGAGCUCAUUGGAGGACGAACAGCAAAGGGGCCGAUUUUAACUUGCAGCUACCAGCUCCGUUUACAGCUCGGCGGAGAAACAGGAGCUAAGAAAAGAAAGCGGCAGAUCUUGUUUGUGCGAGCAGACCGUUGUGUCGGUGCGGAGAGGCGGCCGCUCGGCACAGUUAGCCUCCUGCUGCUGCUCUAACAGUUAUUUGUCGUUCAAUUGGCUAGUGUUAGCCUGUUAGCUAGCCGCGCUAGCUUCUUCUCAUAUCUGCAAAACGUUAGCGUGCUAGAUUUAAGCGAAGUGCUGCUAGCAUGCCACAUCAGUGUGUAACAGAGUGAGUGGAUGUGUGCGUGUGCGUGUAAAAAGCUAGUUACUCGUCCAGAGAGUGAGCUUCAUAGUUUAUACAUUUGUUGCUGAAACUUGGGACUGAUUGUUCGAUGGACGGGGGGCUCUUUAAGAGCCCCCGUUUUAUUUCCGAGGCGUGUUUUACUGCCUCCUCGCUGAGUUGUUCGGCUGGCUAACCUACCUAGCUAGCUUGCACCAAGUCCAGAAGUCAGCAGCAGCAGAUUCUUUUGGAGAGAAUCAGCAGCUCGACGGAAACUUUACUACCACAAUGUUCUUAUUGUUUCCACUCCUCACUGUUUCUCCUGAAGCGGAGCGAGAGAGGGGCUAGUAGUGCGAGGCCCGUGUUAGAGUAAACUGCACUUUCUCCUUUCUUUGGUCUUUCGAGUCCCGCAUCCCUCACUCGAUGGUUGGGCCUAAUGAGGUGGCGUACAACUUUUCCCCAUUAUUUGCACCUUGCAGGCCAGGUACAGUCACACACGGCCAGCUGUGUGAAGUUUUGGUUUUCACGGAACGUCAUGUAGGGAAACGGUCCACGAUCACUACUUGUGUUUGAUGAGUUUCUGCGGUUAAGCACACCGCGCCACGCAGAUCGUCGUCCCCUCUCUGUCCGUAAUAGUUUGCAGGUGCCGAUCGUUCAGACCCUGGACUGUGUUAUGCUGCAGUUUUGUGUGGCUUAACUUCAAGCCUUUUCGUGUCCGCAUGUCCACCAGACUCACAUUUACUGUGAUAUGCUGAAUGUUUAUCUUCUUAUGUUUGAAGUAAUUUAUUUAUUUAGGCUGUUGCUUAACUUCAGUAACCAGGCUUAUACUCGUCACCCCUUCCCCAGUGAUCUGGAUAAAAAAAACAAAAAACUGUUAUUUGCUUAAAUUGUUUUUUUUUUUUUUUUUUUGUGGUACGUUAAAGCUCUCUUCACCCUCCCAUCUCACUAACACAAACAUCUUGAACAGUUGAGCUUUUGUGAUCUUUUGUGGCACUUUCAUUUUCAAGCAAAGCCAUAUGUGGAAACUAGUAAGGGGACACUAAAUGUAUUGAGAUACUGUAAGCUACUUUGUCAUUUUGUAAUUUGUUUUCACACUCUGGCUUUCCGUUUUUUUAGAAACACGAUACUCCAUUAGAUGUGUAGAACAGUCUGAGACAUGCCUAGGAGACUAACUUAUUUUGUUGACUUGUGUUAUUUUGUUUUCAGUUGAUAACCUGUAGGGAGCCAAAGCUGUGUUUUGUAAGCUCUGUGAUUUAUGAAAAAGGGCCAAAGCUGAACACUUGUUAAAUAAUAAUAAAACUAUGAUAAUGUCACUGAUAUAUGUCAUACAUCUAUGCGUUGAGUGAGUGGACGGUUUUAGUCUGUUUCAGGCUUGAUUUGCUGUGACGGAAGGCCAGAGGGGAUUUGUGACAGAUGCAGGCUCUGUGCUAUAGGCUGCUCAGUACUCAUUUCAUCAGGGGAGUUGGAGAGUGAGUGGACACCAGUCUCAUUGCCAGCUGGCUGAAAGAUUUCUGAGACUGACUUGCUGGCGAACUGGAUCAAUGAUGGAAUUACAAACAUUACAGGAAGCCCUGAAAGUGGAAAUACAAGUUCAUCAGAAACUGGUUGCGCAAAUGAAACAGGACCCACAGAAUGCUGAUCUGAAGAAACAGCUGCAUGAACUUCAGGCCAAGAUCACUGCUCUGAGUGAGAAACAGAAAAAGGUAGUGGAGCAGCUGAGGAAGGAGCUGUUGGUGAAGCAGGAGCCAGAGAUCAAGCUGCAGACGGUGCAGACAACCAUGGACAGUAAAACCGUGCUGCUCACGCCCUCCUGCCAGCCCCCACAGCAGUCCACAGGGCCUUCUCAUAACCAGGCAGCUCCACAGAAGACACUAACUGUCACGCCGGUCCUCACCACGAAGACUCUACCUCUAGUGCUUAAGGCUGCCACUUCCACCAUGCCUGCUUCCAUGGCAACGCCACGCCCUACUGUCGCCAUGGUCACUGCCAUCAGCAAUCCCCCCAGGCCCGCCAUGAACCCUGACUCCCAGAGUACACCAAUCAACCUUCAGGUGGCCGGCAAAUUAACCAGUCAGGACCCAGAGGGUGCAACACGGGUUGUGUCAAAGAACGUUAUCGUAGUGCAGGCCAGCACCACCUCGGCUCAGCCUAUCAAAGUACCCCAGUUUGUCCCUCCUCCUAGACUGACGCCUCGACCCACCUUUCUACCACAGGUCCGCCCAAAACCUACUGCCCCCAAUAAUGUGCCCAUUGCCCCAGCUCCGCCACCCAUGAUGGCAGCUCCACAGCUGCUCCAGCGACCAGUCAUGCUCACCACAAAGCUGACCUCAGCGCUGCCUGCUUCAGCUGGCCCCAUUCACCAGGUGCGCAUAGUCAACGGCCAACCAUGCCAGGCUGUCUCCAAAACCACCACAACCCCUAUGGGAGCCACUACAGCCCAGGUGACGGGCAUUGUGAUCAGCGGCCCCAUGCAGACACUGCAGAUCAGCAGCUUAAGCACGGACAUAAAGACUGUAAAAUCUCAGGGGAGUAAAGAGCAGGUGCUUUUGAGCACUCCUACAUCUCCUCCUCCUCCCCCUCCUCCCCCUCCUCCUAAGGUGAAGCGAGAGGAGAGUCCACAGAAACUUGCCUUCAUGGUGUCUCUUGGGUUAGUGACACAUGACCAUCUAGAAGAGAUUCAGAGCAGAAGGCAGGAACGGAAAAGGAGAACAACAGCCAACCCUGUGUACAGUGGAGCAGUAUUUGAACCAGAAAGGAAAAAGAGUGCCGUCACCUAUCUCAACACUCCCCUCCAUCAAGGAACAAGAAAGAGAGGUCGCCCUCCCAAAUACAGCAGCAGUGCGGCGGGGCCGGAGCUGGGCUGCCACCCCCUGCUCUCCCCAUCCAGCAGUCACCCCGCCUCCCCAGCCGCCGAGCGGCCCGAAAUUGGGGGCAUCCCCCUCCCUGUCCACCCCCACUCUCUCCCUCAGCCCAGCCCCAGCUCCGGGGAUGGAGACAUCCAUGAGGACUUCUGCACUGUGUGCAGACGCAGUGGCCAGUUGCUUAUGUGCGACACAUGCUCACGCGUCUACCACCUUGACUGCUUGGACCCGCCCCUCAAAAACAUUCCAAAAGGCAUGUGGAUCUGUCCCAAAUGUCAAGACCAGAUACUGAAGAAAGAAGAGGCCAUUCCAUGGCCUGGCACCCUGGCAAUUGUACAUUCCUAUAUUGCAUAUAAGGAAGCGAAAGAAGAAGAGAAGCAGAAGUUGAUGAAAUGGAGUGCUGAGCUCAAACUGGAGCGAGAGCAGCUGGAACAACGAGUCAAACAGCUCAGCAACUCUAUAACGAAAUGCAUGGAGACCAAGAACAGCAUCCUGGCCCGGCAGAAAGAAAUGCAGGUGUCACUGGAGAAGGUGAAACACCUGGUGCGCCUCAUCCACAGCUUUAACCUGCCUCAGCCUAUGGAGGUGGAGGUGUCCCAGAAUGUCAGCAGUGAGACCAAGAGUGACAACCUCCAGGAGACUAAUGAGCCCAUUGUACAUGCAUGUGCAAACCCUUCUGGGCCUGAGCAGAACCCAGCGCAACUUGCAGUUGUUCAGGUUCCAGCUAGUGGCACAGCGCCGGACAUACAAGCUGAGCCUGAGGUGGGGGAAAUGGCCGAGUCAGCCACUGCCGUCACUCCAGAGGCUGAGCCAGGGGAAUCGGGAGCAACUGAGAACCCUAAGACAGCAGUCUGUGAUAAGACAGCCAUGGUAAAGGCAGUGGAGCCAAUGGAAGUGACUGAGGUCAAAGCAAAUGGGGGUGUGGACUCUGAGAGCCCUGCUCUGAGCCAUGUGGAGGAGGAGAGUCCUGUGAACACCACUGACUCUAAAAAUACAACUCCCUCUGCUACCAACAGUAACACGGCAGAACCAGUCAAGAUGGAAGCUGAACAUCAAGAGGAGUUGGACCACGGCAACAGCACCAACAACGGCAAAACCUCAGAACCCUCCCAGCAGCUUUCGCCAGUCCCCAACAAUGUGGAAGUCUCUAAAUAAUACCUAGGCUUGUUGGAUCAACUAAGUACAGUUCUCCUUCUCCCAAACAUUUAAAACAACUUCUACUGCACCCUGCACUGGUGCACCAAGUUGCCAAUCUAUAUACAUAUAUAUAAAUAUAUAUUAUACGUAUAUACGCAAUUUUUUUUUUUUUGUUAUUUUCUUUUUUUCUGUGUAAGGUGAGACUGUGUCAACAGUGCUUCUACAUCCAAGGUGAACUAGUCAAGGUUCUUAUCAACCAGUGCGCCCAAAAGAGUGGGUGUUGGGGGAGGGGAGCUUAUAUUACAGUGUCAUGCCAAUUAGUGGAUUAUUUAAAAAAGAAUACUAAUAAUAAAAAUAACAAAGAAUUAAGUGAGUAAUAAUGAAGGAAGAGGAUCAUUUAAUAUAUCACAUCACACCAGUGUGUGCCUGCAACAGUUGCCCUUGAAACUCAUGGGGAUUGUUUCUUAGGUUGUCUUAGUUUUAUUUUCUCUGGGAGGAGGGUGGCAGGUCACACAUGUCCAAAGACUGCAUGCUGUGCCCACCCCCGUGAGUCUCCAGCCAGGCCUGAGAGGACCCAUCCAAAACCAAAAGCUUCGUUUAUUCUUAGCAGGACAACUUGCAACAGUAUUCGCCAGCGGCGAGAAGCACCGAGGCUUCUGAAGUCACGGGCAUUUGUUAGACUAAAUCAGGACCGAUUAGGACUGUACCAAUGCAUCUAUCCAUUCACCUCCACCCUGCAGCCCGGUUUUCACUUCAGAGUGUGCUGUAGAAGGUGAGCGAUAUGGUUCAAUUGAUGAUCCAUAUCCAAAAUGAGUACACCUCAGACCAAACAUCAGGAGAGAGGCAGGCAGAUGGUUGGCUGAGGCAGGUCUCUAUAGAGGUAAGGGCUGGAGAGAAGAGCUACAACAGCAUCAUACAAAUAUAAAAGUGAUGUGGGUCUUUAUUGCACCCUUCUUGUGAAACAUUGGAGGCUCACUUUGUUAAUGAGAUAAGAAAAAAGGUGUCCAUCUCUGAGGAGUAUUUUGUCUUUUUUUAUAGGAAAAUGUAUUCAGGUCUUCCUAGUCUUCACAAAAAAGUGCUUUUCUGUUUCUUGAAACAGUAAUUUGUUAUUGAAGGUGUUAAAAUGGCAUCAUUUAUGCAAGUAUCCCUCUUUGUUACAAAGAGGGGGGCAUUGCAUAAUGAGUGUAUGUUUAUUUUUUUAUUAUUCUAAACUGCCAAAUGCUUUUUUUCUAAAUCCAGAAUAUAGAUACAUUAGCAUAUUUUAUGUAUAGUCUAGGAAACAACAAAAACAUUGCAGCCUCCUUCCCUGACAUCAUCCUGUAUGUUAACCACACAUAGAAACAACAAUAAUGUCUCACAAUUUGCUGUCUUAAACUUGAGGGUUUGAUGUUUGAGCCAAAUUUAGUAAUAAGACAAAGACAGAAAACCCUGAAUUUAAAGCACAAGCUUAUUGCAAAUAAGUAAAGCAAACGCACUAAACACUUCUUGAAAGACUUUGUUAGGUAUGGCAUAGCUAAAAGUGAAUUAACCUUCUGUUCUGUAUCAUUGUGCUCGCCAGCGUUUCUUCUUUUUGAAGAACGUGUAAUGAAGCUGUGAUGCUGAAUUACCUUGUAAGUGGAGGGAUGCUCUGUAAGGCGCUUUGUACCUAGUCAUCUUGAGCCUUUGUUAUUGCCAUCUUUAAGACCAAAAUAUCAGACCCAGAUUCGACCCAUUAGCUGCUCUGGAUCGAUCCCCUCAGUUUCUUUCUCUUAUGAACAUUCUUAAAAUGUCCUGAGUUACCCCGCAUUUUAAUGGUACUGCACAGUUGGCACCUCAAACAUGUUUACAUUACAAAUUGACAUAUCUUCACCAUGUCUGUCCUGAGCUCUUCAUGUGAACUUUAUCUGUCUUGACAGACCAUAAGGCUAUUUUUGAACAAUAAAUAUCACACACUUUUUUUUUUUUUAAACAGCCUAUAAGUGCUUCUGUUCAUUACAACAUGUAAAUUAUAAUGCACAGUUACUGCAGGACAGGCCUAGUUAAUUCAGACUGUUUCACUAAGAUAUAACCAAACAAAACUUCGUGUACUUGCUAUUUGUAGUUUGUAAAGGACAACAAAUGUUUGUUUUUGUUUGGUCUUUUUUUUUCUUCUUCUUCUUCUUUUCAAAUUUUCUCAUGUCCUUGGUUCUUGUCAUUGCUUUGCUCUACCUUUGAAAGCAUGCUGCAGUUCCUCCACUCUACUGUGAAACACUGAUCAUAUUUGAGCAUUCCUUUAAACCUCCGUUACCCUCGGAGCUGGGACUGGGUAACAGGCUGAUGAUUCUUCAUAUCAUGGCAAGUUGUUAUUAUCAGAAUACAAAGUCAUAUAACCUGAAAGGACGUUUUUAUGGCCUUCCAAAACUGUCACUGUCAAGCGCAUCAAGAGUGCGAGGACAUUUUGCUUCAAAACGAAACAACUUCUCUCCUUCCUGUACAGGUGCCUUUUUACAUACAGUAUAAUCUCCCUGUAGUCCCUCUCAUGUGUUACCAUUAGAUUACCACAGAUGAGCUGAAGCGACAUUUACUCUGGCUAGAGCCCUUCUAUUAAGUCCUCAAGCUCCACAACAGAAGCACAGCUGCAGACUGUGAUUUUAUUGGAUAAAAGCAAAUUGAGUGUAAUAAUGUAGUGUUGAUGGCGUGAUUGUCUGAUUUUCUCUGGCUGUCUGUGGACUUCGAUGUUUCCCACAUGCACCCUUUUAAAAUGGGGGGAAAAAACAUUGUUUAGCUAAGACGUUGCCUUAAGAGGUUUUCUUUCUGAUUUUGAUUUAUUUUUAUUGUUUUUAAAGAACCCUGAACAAAAGUGUAUUUAUCAUAGUAAUUGCACAAGUUAAACCUGUAAAGGAAAUGUGCUCUUUAUAUUGUGAAAAUAUAGAAUUAGUCCCCUUUUUUAGUGCUGUCAUUCGUGAUGUAUUUGAGUAUGAAAGCAUACUUUUUUCUUUUUUUUUUUUCUUCAGGGUUUUUCUUUUUUUGGUGGAUGCAAGAAAAAAAUAGAUAUUGACAUUUAUUUGUUUCUGUUGUUCAUGCACUUUCAGCAGUGAUACCCUUAGUAUUGAAGGUACACUAAGUAAUAUUCUCACAGUUCACUUGCAAGUCAUGCAUUACUAACUCAGCUGGCCACAUGUCAUAACAGCCGAAUUGGGUCUAUUGUCUUCAGCGUCACUCUGAUCACCAUGAAAUAUUCCACACAUACUGCUGUAAUGUAAUACUCAUUUAUUCAAUGUUCAGUAAAAAUGUUCCUUUUUUUGUGUCCCAAAUUUACACUGCCUUCAUAACUAGAGAUCUUUGGUCAAGAAAGUUUUUCCUUUGUUCUUUUGAGUCGCUAACUAGGACUGUUUUGUGCAUAUAGACAGUUCUAGUACAUCAUCUAUUUGUCAAAUAGCUGUUAAAUACUCCUCCAUAUUGCUUUUUCUUCUGUUCUAGACCAGGAGUUCAACAUAGUUAAUCAGGUAUUCAGAAUUUAGCCUAGAUUUGGGCAACUUGGGAAUGAACAAAGAAAAUCUGCUGACUGGCUAGACUUGGAAACCACCAAAACUACAUGACCAAUCAAUUCAACUCAACUUCAAACCAUACCUUCUUAUGCAAGUUUUUAUAUAAAUGUUUUGUCAAACUUUUUUUAAUAUGCAUUUGGUUUUCAGUUUAUUUUGUAAGAUUUUUAUGCCGAAUUGUCACUUUCUUUUCACAUUUCUGGCAGAAAGACGCCAAAACAAAAAAAGGUAUACACACAUGCUGUAUAUCUCUAAAGGACGUUUGUAGUUUCUCUUUCCAUCUUUUGAUGAACAAACACACUUUUCAAAGUGGCAUCUUUAGCCUAUGUGAGGUUAGUCAUUAGUCGUACUCUUAACAGCUACAGGGCAAGAAUCAUGGAAGGUGGCCUUAGAAAUGUGGAUUGUUUCUUCUCAUGUUUAAUCUAAUGGGCCAUUGAUUUUUCAAUCAGUUCUAUCUUUGAAAUUGCACCACGCUGAAUUACAGUUGGCUUGAAUCAAUGAGAAGGGUUAAAAAAUCCUAAGGUGGACUGAUGUCUUAAACGUGUAAGGUCUGAAUGGGGUUUGUAGGCCCCACACAUUCACAUGCUAGACACAGUUACCCAAAGAAAUGGCAAAUGUGCAGUUUGCUUUUAGGAAGCCUUCUUUUAUAUGCAUUUUAAAUACAUAUCAGUAACAUUUUUCAGUCAUUGUUAAUUGUUAACUGUUGUGCUAAGGCUGUUGGCUUACAGCAUCACGCUAGAGAUUGAACUGGGCUGUUUUUGUUUUGUUUUCCCCUCAUUCUCCAAUGCUUUAUACUUUGGGUUUUACUAUGUUUGAAAAGUGUGAGAAUAGGGACCACAUUUAUGCAUAAAUGGGAGCAUUUGCAGACUCAUUCCAGUUAUACAUCUCAUUACGUUUAUCCUUUUAUUCUUCUGGUGUUUAGAUAUUCCAUAUUUUCAUAUUUAUAUUUCCUCAGUGACACGUUUCACUGUAGUUUUAGUUCAUUUAUACUAUACUCAGUCAUGAUUGUGGCCUUCUAGUAUUGUUGAUACAUUUCAUCUAUACCGUUGUAACUUCCCCGGUGUUGUACACCCUGUUGUCCGUUUGUCUGUAUGUAUGUAUGUUUGGGGUGUGUUUUUGUGUUUUACCUCAUCUGCAAUCAACUGUUAAAUUGGAGGACUUUUGUUUACGCGUGCAAAAAAAAAAAAGAAAAGAAAAAAGGAAAAAAAUAUCUUCCACUAACGAAACACAAAAGAGGAUGCAUUGUAGCGAUUUGAGUAAUUACAAAAAAAAAACGUUCACCUGGUGUGCUGAACUAUGUGUAAAUUGUUUAUUACACAAUAUGAAUAUUUGUAAAAUUGUUUGUAUUUUUUCAUAAUGAUUUUAAAAAGGAGUGUGUUUAUUUUUUGACUUCUUUCUGUUACAGAGCUCUUGCUUUGUGCGUUUGCCUGACAUUGUGAGUGAAUCGGUUGGUUCUCUUACCUCUCUCCUGUAUUUGAGCCUGUGCUGAGUUGUUUGUAUGCAGUGUUUAGAAAUACUGUAGGGAACGUGAGAAGAAAUUGAUAUUAGGAGCAUUUGAUCAAUUUGUAUUUAUUUAUUUUAUCAUUUUGUUAAUAAAUUGACCAAGAAAA
Messenger RNA from Pygocentrus nattereri (red-bellied piranha), 9455 nucleotides. It is a transcript of the gene phf21ab, whose product is annotated as PHD finger protein 21Ab. Gene Ontology annotation, molecular function: chromatin binding. Gene Ontology annotation, biological process: negative regulation of transcription by RNA polymerase II. Bases 1886 to 4360 code for a protein of 824 amino acids. Gene Ontology annotation, cellular component: histone deacetylase complex. The transcript has 18 exons. The record is from RefSeq and is a predicted model, not a curated record. NCBI's taxonomy places the organism in Eukaryota, Metazoa, Chordata, Actinopteri, Characiformes, Serrasalmidae.